GAUGCUCUAACUGACAAGUCUAGACUUUUCUGCGAAGAAGCAAGAAGCCUAUUUUCAGGAACGCUGCCGGCCGGCCGGCAAAACCAACCGUCCGAGAAUGGCCGCCCCCGCCGCCGCCGCCGGAAGCAGCCUCUACAGCAAGACCCUCCUCAAGAGUGAGCAGCUCUACCAGUACAUACUGGAGUCCACGGUGUUCCCGCGCGAGCCCGACUGCCUCCGGGAGCUGCGCGUCGCCACCGCGACCCACCCCAUGGCCCGCAUGGCGGCGUCGCCGGACCAGGUGCAGCUGUUCGGCCUGCUGAUCGAGAUGCUCGGCGCCAGGAACGCCAUCGAGGUCGGCGUGUUCACCGGGUACUCGCUGCUCGCCACCGCGCUCGCCCUCCCCGACGACGGCAAGGUCGUGGCCAUUGACCUUAGCCGCGAGAGCUACGACGAGAUAGGGGCGCCGGUGGUGGAGAAGGCCGGGAUGGCGCACAAGGUCGACUUCCGCGUCGGGCUCGCGCUGCCGGUGCUGGAUCAGCUGGUCGCCGAGGAUGGCAACCUGGGCAAGUUUGACUUCGCGUUCGUGGACGCGGACAAGGCCAACUUCCACCACUACCACGAGCGGCUGCUGCGGCUGGUCAGGGUCGGGGGCCUCAUCGCCUACGACAACACGCUGUGGGGCGGCUCCGUGGCCGCGCCGGACGACGAGGCGCUGUCGGAGCGCGACCGGGAGCUCGCAGGGAUCGCCAGGGCGUUUAACGCGGCGCUCACCGCCGACCGCCGCGUGCAGGUGUGCCAGCUCGCCAUCUCCGACGGGAUCAUGCUGUGCCGCCGCGUCGCGUGAUCGAUCGGCACGUGUGUGGUCGAUGUUGAUGUUGGUGCUCCGUUGGAGUCGAUCGGCACGUACUGGAUUGGUCUGAAUAAGAAUAAGCACUGUUGCAAUA
Molecule: messenger RNA, 926 nt
Organism: Triticum aestivum (bread wheat)
Lineage: Eukaryota; Viridiplantae; Streptophyta; Magnoliopsida; Poales; Poaceae
Product: tricin synthase 1
Exons: 5
Coding region: 98-826 (242 amino acids)
Molecular function (GO): O-methyltransferase activity; S-adenosylmethionine-dependent methyltransferase activity
Source: RefSeq, a predicted model, not a curated record